GGGAGGGGUACAACUCACAGACUGGAGACAGAAUCCAUGGCAACAAUAAUGGCAGAAGCCGAGACGCGUCAGAGACUGCUGCGCACCGUCAAGAAGGAGGUGAAGCAGAUUAUGGAGGAAGCUGUCACCAGGAAAUUUGUUCACGAAGACAGCAGCCAUAUUGUUUCCUUUUGUGCUGCCGUGGAGGCCUGCGUUCUGCACGGGCUAAAACGGCGAGCGGCAGGCUUUCUGCGUAGCAACAAGAUCGCGGCGCUCUUCAUGAAGGUGGGCAAGAGCUUCGCCCCGGCUGAGGAGCUGUGCAGGAAGGCCCAGGAGCUGGAGCAGAUCAUCGAGACCAAGCGAACCCAAAGCUUGCAGAGUCAGGACAGCCUGCGGAAGCUGCCGAGACUGCCAAGCCUCGCCCCGCAGGCUGCGAAGAACUUGUGGAUCCGCACGGCGCUGUUUGAGAAGGUGCUGGACAAGAUUGUCCUAUACCUGGUUGAGAACAGCAGCAAAUUCUAUGAGAAAGAGGCUGUGCUGAUGGACCCUGUGGAUGGACCAAUCCUCGCCUCUUUGCUAGUUGGACCGUGUGCGCUGGAGUACACAAAGAUGAAGACAGCUGACCACUUCUGGACAGACCCCUCAGCUGACGAGUUGGUGCAGAGACACCGCAUCCACGGUGGCCACUGCAGACAGGACUCUCCCACCAAGAGGCCCGCUCUGUGUAUCCAGAAGAGGCACUCCAGCAGCAGCAUGGAUGAGCGCCCUUCCCCCUCACCCUCAGCUCGUGACUACGUGGAGUCACUGCAUCAGAACAACAGGGCAACCCUUCUGUUCGGCAAAAACAAUGUGCUCGUACAGCCGAGAGAUGACAUGGAGGCGAUCCCAGGUUACCUCUCUCUGCACCAGACGGCUGACAUCAUGACCCUGAAGUGGACACCCAAUCAACUCAUGAAUGGCUCUGUUGGAGACUUGGACUAUGAGCGCAGUGUGUACUGGGACUACGCCAUGACCAUCUGCCUGGAGGAGAUUGUUUACUUGCACUGCCAUCAACAGGUGGACAGUGGAGGAACGGUGGUGCUUGUGAGUCAGGAUGGGAUCCAGAGGCCUCCGUUUCGCUUUCCUAAAGGAGGCCACUUGCUGCAGUUCCUCUCCUGCCUUGAAAACGGCCUCCUUCCCCACGGCCAGCUGGACCCCCCACUUUGGUCCCAGAGGGGAAAGGGAAAGGUGUUCCCUAAGCUGCGGAAGAGGGUUCCUCAGGGAUCUGGAUCCUCAGACUCGGUCUCUGAUAAAGAGGAGGAUGAGGCCACAGACUACGUCUUCCGUAUCCUCUUUCCAAACAGCCAAUCAGAGUUUGUGAAUCCUCCAGACUUGAUGGACCAGGGAGCUACGAUGUGGCACCCGACUCCCAGGAAGUCCUCCUGCUCCUCCUGUUCCCAGGGGAGCCUCUCUGACGGCGUGCCACUCAAAGGGUGUAACCAUGAAAGGGCUCCUUUGAAGAUGCUGUGCGACAACAUGAAGUAUCAGAUCAUCUCUCGGGCUUUCUACGGCUGGCUGGCAUAUUGCCGUCACCUGUCCACUGUGCGGACACACCUCUCUGCUUUGGUCAAUCACACCAUUGUGGAGCCUGACGUGCCAUGCGACGCCUACAGAGGGCUCACCACUGAGGUGUGGCAGACGUUCCUUCAGGACUGCACUGCCUAUGAUGAGAAGGAGCUGCUGCGUCUCGUUUACUUCGGAGGUGUGGACCCCUCGCUGCGUAAGGAGGUGUGGCCUUACCUCCUGGGCCAUUACCAGUUUGGAAUGUCUGAAGCGGAGAGGAAGGAGGUGGAUGAGCAGGUCAGAGUGUGCUAUCAGCAGACCAUGCGUGAGUGGCUGGGCUGCGAGGAGAUCGUCCGCCAGCGGGAGAAGGAGCAGCACGCUGCAGCCUUGGCUAAGUGCUCCUCUGGGGCUAGUGUGGACGGCACCAGCCAGAAGAUGAUCCAUCACGACUCCACUGUCAGCAACGAGUCGUCCCAGAGCUGCAGCUCAGACAGACAGAGUCUGGCUCGCCUGCAGAGUGACUCCAGCAGCAGCACACAGGUGUUUGAGUCUGUAGAGGAGGUGGACCAGAUCGAGACAGAGCCCAAGAAUGAAGAGGCCAAACAGGUGCCCAAGAUGCCCAAUGGAGCUCUCCAGAAUGGGACAAGCUCUCCUGACUCUGGACAUCCCUCCUCCCGCAAUUUCUCUGUUACCUCUGGCCUAUCAGACGGCUCGCUCAGCACGGAGGACUGCGCUGCACCUGAUACAACCAGCAGAGCUGCUGCUGCUGCCCCUGUGGUGCCACAGAGCCCCGUCAAACCUCCUCGGGACUCAGUCCCACCAGCUGAAGAAGGGAAGGAAAAGGCCUGUGAGGGCAUGAGCCCACAACUUCAAACAGAGGAUAGUGCUGUAGAUUUAUCAGAGGGGUCCCAAGCAGCUACAAACGCUGACAAUACUGAACAGGCGACAGAAUCAGGGGAGAGCAAGUGUGAAGAUGGAGAGUUGACUACACUGGCAGAUGCUAAAGAAGGUAAAACUUCAGAAGAAGAGGUUAGGGGUGAGCUACCCAAAUCAGAGUCAGGGAAAUCAGAGAAAGAAGUGCCUCAAAAAGAUAAUACAGUGGUAUCGACAGUAACUGCAGAGCCCAAAGGAGAAACGAUCUCUCAUGUUGAGCAAACUCUUAAAAAAGAAUUAGAAGUAGCAAGCACUGAGGAGACAUCAGGGGAAAAGAAAAGUGUGGAAAAGACACAGGAUGAAAGUGAAAGAGACAUUGUUCAGACAGGGAUUUUGAAAUUGGAGGAAACAGACAAAAUGAAGACAAAUGAGGAUUUACUGGUGAAGGAGGACAAGGUUAAGAAAGCAGAGGCGACUGUAGGACAUGAAAAGAUGGAAAAAACUGUAAAAGAUCCCAGGGGUCCUGCAGCAGAGAAGAAUCUCAUUUUCUCGGCAGAAGCUCAGGUCUCAAGGGCGAUGGAAGCCUUUUGCACGUCUCAGAGCGACGAGGCUCACGUCACGACUGAAUCUGACGAGUCUCCCUCGGCCAUAGAGAUGGAGGAAAUCCCCAAAGCCAAAGUUUCCAUGGUGCCUUGGAACAGGAAGGGACUUGGUGAGGCAUCCUCUUCGUCUGAGGACUCGGCGCCCCACCUGGAGCUCAGGCUGGAGCGGGACCAGGGAAAAGCCAGUCCAGAGGGCACUGAGUCCAACUUGUCUGAGGAGCCAGAGAUGGAGAGCCUCUACCCUCAUUUUGACUGUCUGCCAGUGUCUGGAGAGACCAAAGACGAAACGACCCCUCCAGUAUCUGGCGGCAGCACCUACUCUCAAGAGCUUUUGGACAUGUAUACUCUAAAUCUGCACCGUAUUGAAAAGGACGUCCAGCGCUGUGAUAGGAACUACUGGUACUUCACUCCUGCCAACCUGGAAAAACUGCGGAAAAUCAUGUGCAGCUAUAUCUGGCGGCACCUGGAAAUCGGUUAUGUGCAGGGUAUGUGUGAUCUGCUGGCUCCACUUCUAGUUAUUCUGGAUGAUGAGGCCAUGGCCUUCAGCUGUUUCACUGAACUGAUGAAGAGGAUGAAUCAAAACUUUCCCCAUGGAGGAGCUAUGGACACUCACUUUGCCAACAUGCGCUCUCUCAUCCAGAUCCUGGACUCCGAGCUCUUUGAGCUAAUGCAUCAGAACGGUGACUACACACACUUCUACUUCUGCUACCGCUGGUUCCUCUUAGACUUCAAGCGAGAGCUGGUCUAUGAUGAUGUGUUUGCAGUCUGGGAGACCAUCUGGGCAGCCAAGUAUGCCUCCUCUAGUCACUUUGUCCUCUUCAUCGCUCUGGCGCUGGUGGAGAUCUACAGGGACAUCAUCCUGGAGAACAACAUGGACUUCACUGACAUCAUCAAGUUCUUCAAUGAAAUGGCCGAGCAUCACAACAUCAAGCAGAUCCUGACGCUGGCCAGAGACCUGGUGUGCAAAGUGCAGAUGCUCAUCGAGAACAAGUGACCCUGCUGCUCGCCUCCUCUUCUGCCCGGUCGUCGAAGUUAAGCGUGAAUAGCUGUAGCAGCACAAGAGUAAACAUAUAAGAGGACGCACACACACACACACACACACACGGACAUGCACACACACACACACACACACACACAUACAACCUUUCUGCCGUUGCUGCUAUGAGCCUUUAUCCACUGUAUCCUCUAUGUUGUAUGUGUUGUCAGCUGGUGUAUGAGAAUAUUCUGCUUCAUAUCUGUCAGUAAUUUCAAGUUAAGAGAUGAAAUUAGUUUUGUUUUUUUUGUUUUUUUAAAUAUCUCAAUAUUUUUGUCUGAGAAUCGAAGUUUCAGUCUUAACCUGAGUGCAUUUUCAAUUAAUAUUUAGAGAUUAAGCUGGUUUUAGUUUCACAUUUCAAACCAAAUUGCCUCUUGAAUUUAGCCAGAGAAUAUAUUUAUGAGAGAAGAAAAAAAUACAAAUAUAUUGUGAUAAAAGAAAGUCUAUAUUGAUUAUUUUAUUCGGUGUAGUCUGUAACAUAAAGUGACAUUUAAAAUAUCAGCAGGAUAUCUUCUAUAUUUAGAGAGUACCGGCAAAAAAAAACAACAACACAUAUUUGAAAGUAGUGCUUAUCAGAAACUCUUUAAAAUGCAUCACUCCAAAAAUCAAAUGAGGUGUUCUUGUGAAAUUGCAGUUUCAGAGCUUAAAAACACCGUGUGGGUUCCAGCCCUCGGUGUUUCUUCUUGUGAUGUUCGCCACAGGAAGAUCCUUCAGGUUUCAACACCGCUCCAGUGAUUUAGUAUCAGACAGUGUUUUCAUUUUGUCCAUUAACUGCCUCGUCUACCAAAUAGUAUGUCUGUAUUUGUUGUGCGUGAAUUGUACUGUAAAGAGAGAAAAAAAGAAGAGCUUAAAUUAUGAGAAAUACAUUAUUACGCAGCGAAACAUAACCUGACAAUGGAGUAAGUUGCAGAUUUCUGAGCGGAGAUCUGCACAAAGCAGCAAGCCUGAUGAUCUGACCGUCGUCCUCAUUAUUUUUUCAUCAUCCAGUGAACCGUUGUAUAUUUUGUAAAUUGUGGGGUUUACUCACCUUGAUUUUUUUUUUUUUUUUUUUUUGGGCUCAUUUUGUCUUUUAGCAUUUUCUAGACUUUUAUGCUUUGAAUUAAAUGUUAAUUUGAACACAAGAGUGAGUUUGGAGGAUCAGGUGAGGAAGUAAUGAUCUAUAUUUACAUUGACCAAAUUAACAGGUAAUGAAUUUUAUUCAGAUUUCAGAGCAGUCUAUGAAGAUAAGAAGGUACAGUAUGGUUUAAUUGUCUGGUUAUAGCCAAACAAAGCUUGAAUUUUUAUUAUCAAUUUUUGUUUUUAUUUUUUUAUGAAUUGCAUAUUCAGACCUGAUGCCAUGAGGGAAUUUUGUUGUUGUUGUUGUUGGGGUUUUUUGACAUUUUUAGGGUAUUUUCUCCUUUAGUAAGACAAAAUGUGUUGGUUGAAGAACGUGUAACCAUGAAUAAGGGAUUAUGGGAUCAUGUCGCUGUUGUUCCUGAUGGCCCCUGCAUUACAGUACCUUUGUGAGGCACAUGUCGUCUGUUGGCCCCUCAGACCUUCGUUCAUGCUCGUCAUUAGUUGCCUAAAACUUCACUCAGUUCUCAAAGUGUUGUUUCAUCAGUGUGAUGAGAUUAAUUGCAUUUAUAAUAUUGGUGGUUCUUUGUGAAUGCAAAUCGCUGUAUGAGAAAAAUGAAAAGCAAACUAUUUUAAUUUAUUGUAACAUGGAUUUAUUUUGCCAACAUAUUUAUUUAUUUAUUUAUCUACUCAUUCAGAUGCUGCUUUGUUUGUCAGGCUGAUAUUGUUAUUUUGUGCUCAGUUCCAAAUGUGUAUUGUAAAACAAUCAAAAUUCUAUA
Molecule: messenger RNA, 5861 nt
Organism: Myripristis murdjan (pinecone soldierfish)
Lineage: Eukaryota; Metazoa; Chordata; Actinopteri; Holocentriformes; Holocentridae
Gene: sgsm1a
Product: small G protein signaling modulator 1a
Exons: 25
Coding region: 37-3990 (1317 amino acids)
Biological process (GO): activation of GTPase activity
Molecular function (GO): GTPase activator activity
Source: RefSeq, a predicted model, not a curated record